GAAAGCACAGAGUCCUAACCACUGGACCACCAGGGAAUUCCCGUAUAUUGAGAUUCUAACCUGUCACAUCCCCUCCUCUGACUGCCACCUUCCAGAGCUGGGCCCGGCCUUCCUUCAAUACCCUCCAGCUUUCUCUGGCUGUCGUGUGGAGAAGUGGUUGCUGCCCGGGGAGAGGAAGCCUGGAGACGCGCCCAUUAGGAGCAAGUUGGAGCACUGGGAGAGAGCCGUGCUGGCCGUGCCGCUGAGGCCCGGCCCUCUCUGCCUGGAGGUGGGGGCCGCCAGGAUGAGCAAGCUGUCCGGGGAGCCGGCCCGCGACCUGGAGCGCAGCCUGCCAGCCGUGGCCUCCCUCGGCGCCUCGCUGUCCCACAGCCAGAGCCUCUCCUCGCGUUUCCUCCCGCCGCCUCGCGAGAAGCGCCGGGCCAUCUCCGACGUCCGCCGCACCUUCUGCCUCUUUGUCACCUUCGACCUGCUUUUCAUCUCCCUGCUCUGGAUCAUUGAGCUGAACACCAACACAGGCAUCCAGAAGAACCUGGAGCAGGAGAUCAUCCACUACAGCUUUAAAACCUCCUUCUUUGACAUCUUUGUCCUGGCCUUCUUCCGCUUCUCCGGACUGCUCCUGGGCUAUGCUGUGCUGCGGCUCCGGCACUGGUGGGUGAUUGCGGUCACCACGCUGGUGUCCAGUGCAUUCCUCAUUGUCAAGGUCAUCCUCUCUGAGCUGCUCAGCAAAGGGGCCUUCGGCUACUUGCUCCCUAUCGUUUCCUUCGUCCUCGCCUGGUUGGAGACCUGGUUCCUUGACUUCAAAGUCCUACCCCAGGAGGCUGAGGAGGAGCGAUGGUAUCUUGCUGCCCAGGCUGCUGUCGCCCGAGGACCCUUGCUCUUCUCCAGCGCCCUGUCCGAGGGCCAGUUCUAUUCACCCCCAGAAUCCUUUGCAGGGUCUGACAGUGAAUCAGAUGAAGAAGUUGUUGGGAAGAAAGGCUUCUCUGCCCAGGAACGGGAGUACAUCCUCCAGGGGAAGGAGGCUAUGGCGGUGGUGGACCAGAUCUUGGCCCAGGAGGAGAACUGGAAGUUUGAGAAGAAUAAUGAAUAUGGGGACACUGUGUACACCAUCGAGGUUCCCUUUCAUGGCAAGACCUUCAUCCUGAAGACCUUCCUGCCCUGCCCCGCGGAGCUGGUGUACCAGGAGGUGAUCCUGCAGCCCGAGAGGAUGGUGCUGUGGAACAAGACGGUGACAGCCUGCCAGAUCCUGCAACGAGUAGAAGACAACACCCUCAUCUCCUACGAUGUGUCUUCAGGGGCCGCGGGCGGUGUGGUCUCCCCCAGGGACUUCGUGAACGUCCGACGCAUUGAGCGGCGCAGAGACCGAUACCUGUCAUCGGGCAUCGCCACCACCCACUGCGCCAAGCCCCCGACACACAAAUAUGUCAGGGGAGAGAAUGGUCCUGGGGGCUUCAUCGUGCUCAAGUCAGCCAGUAACCCUGGAGUCUGCACCUUCAUCUGGAUCCUUAAUGCAGAUCUCAAGGGCCGCCUACCCCGGUACCUCAUCCACCAGAGCCUCGCAGCCACCAUGUUUGAAUUUGCCUUUCAUCUGCGGCAGCGCAUCGGAGAGCUGGGUGCACGGGCAUGAGCUUGCCCCCUCCCCACCCUGCGGGCCAGGGUCCUGUCGCCACGGCCUCCAGAGCCAGAGGAGGGGUCGUUGGGCUUCCCGCUGCCCAAAAGGACCUGGCCUCAAACAGUGGGGAGGAAGGAGCUUCCUCCCACAGCAGCCCCUCGGCCCCAAGCUGCCACCCUCCACGCGCUUCACUGUGCCUGGGAGCCCUGGCUGUGGGCAGGUCGAGAGC
This is a messenger RNA of Physeter macrocephalus (sperm whale), 1838 nucleotides long. RefSeq names its product StAR related lipid transfer domain containing 3 (gene STARD3). Gene Ontology annotation, molecular function: cholesterol transfer activity; cholesterol binding. The coding region runs from base 284 to 1624 and encodes 446 amino acids. The record is from RefSeq and is a predicted model, not a curated record. Lineage: Eukaryota; Metazoa; Chordata; Mammalia; Artiodactyla; Physeteridae. Gene Ontology annotation, biological process: cholesterol transport. Gene Ontology annotation, cellular component: lysosomal membrane; endoplasmic reticulum membrane; late endosome. The transcript has 17 exons.